AUGAAACUUAUUGGUGAUGAUAAAUUUAAUUGUGAUUUGCAGUCAAUACUAAUUUCCUCUCCUUCCGAUGAUAACAGUAUAAAUAUAAGUUCCCUCUUUGAACCAAUAAUUUUGAAAAACUCGUUCAGUUUCACAAUUUUAGAGUUUGGAGGAUUUCUGAGCAAUAAUCAAGAAAGUAUUUGUAUUGCCAAUUCGAGAAUUGUUUCAUUGUUGGGAUUGGAUAAGUUAUUGCAUGGACAAGAUGUAGUCGUGGAAAAAUUAUUGAAUAACAAUGAAAAAUAUAUUAAUUAUCAAUGUUUAACAAAUAUUAAUAAUUCACCACCAAAUAAUAUUAACGUUCAAAUCAAAUUUAUUGAUUCAGACGAUGUUUUGAAGUUUAUUGAUAGAAUUAAAUUAUUUGAAAGCAAGUCAAUAUUUAAAAAGAAGGAAAAUUUCUUUUCCCAUCUGAUAAAGUCCAAAUUGAUUGGUAAAUAUAUCAUGAAUGGUGAAAGAAUCCUUAUAGAGUGCAUGGGUGUUCAGUAUCCAAUACUUUUAAAUAUUGAAGAAACUGUUGGAAAUGAAAAAUCAGUAUAUUACAGAGUAACAAAUGAGUUUAAUUUUUCAAUUACAGAAGAUUUUAAAAAUAGUAAACCAACAACACGCUCCACAAACCAUAUUGAUACUUUUAAUUUUAUUGAGGAAUUAUCGAACAAUACUUUGGGAGGAUUGAAUGACCAAUUGGAAGGAAUUUUAACAAUUCUGGAUACUUUAUUUUUCAGAGCUAGUGAAAAUUACACUCACCUACCUAAAACUAUUCUCUUGUGGGGGUUGCAAGGAACUGGAAAAUCAACAAUACUCAGAUAUAUUGGAAAGGAGUUUGAAAGGAGGGGAGUUGUUGUGAGGUUUGGGAACGGAUCUUCGUUCAGUAUGGACAUGUUUCAUAACUUGAACUUGACUAAAGGUACUCUUAUUUGUUUGGAUGAUAUGGAAAAUUUAGGAAAAAACAUUGGUAACUUGUUCUCAGCUCUUCAAAACAUUGUAUUUACAAGCGGAAAGUGUGCAGUGAUUGCAGUUUCAAACAAGAAUGUAGAAGAAAUGGAUGAGUCUAUUCGUCAGAGUGGACAUUUUGAGAGAGAUUUCUACAUUCCUAUUCCAUCUUCCUUAAAGAGCAAACGAGAGGUUUUAAGCGUUCACUUCAAUAGAUAUUUUCCUUUAUUGAGUUUGGAGAAGAGAAGAGAGUUUUUAAGUAAUUUACAGAGAUUUGUAUCUGGAUAUGUUGGUAGAGAUAUUGAGAGAAUAUUUAAAAUGGCACAAUAUCACAUGAUUUCCAUACGAAAAGAUAUUUCUUCAACUACCGAACCAUGUUGGAAUGAUUUUGACUAUGCAUUACGAGUUGUUAAGCCUAGUCAAUUACAUACAGAAAAUCUCUUUACCAUCCUCAAGGCUAGUGACAAAGAGACUGACUCUGCAUUUUCAGAGAUUGGUGGAUACUUUGAAAUCAAGCAAAAAUGUAAAGAAUUGUUAUAUUGGCCACUAGAUCAUCCAGAGUCUUUCUCUAGGUUUGGUCUUCCACCAUGUUGCGGAAUAUUAUUGCAUGGACCUAGUGGAGUUGGAAAAACGCUUCUAGUGAAGAGUCUAGCUUCAAUGGGAAAAAUGAAUUACAUUUCGAUUAAAUGGUAA
This is a messenger RNA of Naegleria gruberi, 1659 nucleotides long. RefSeq lists its product as uncharacterized. The transcript has 2 exons. Gene Ontology annotation, molecular function: ATP hydrolysis activity; ATP binding. NCBI's taxonomy places the organism in Eukaryota, Heterolobosea, Eutetramitea, Acrasida, Naegleriidae. The record is from RefSeq and is a predicted model, not a curated record. The coding region runs from base 1 to 1659 and encodes 552 amino acids.